Messenger RNA from Mya arenaria, 1059 nucleotides. RefSeq names its product neuromedin-K receptor-like. Gene Ontology annotation, biological process: neuropeptide signaling pathway. Gene Ontology annotation, cellular component: membrane. The record is from RefSeq and is a predicted model, not a curated record. The coding region runs from base 1 to 1059 and encodes 352 amino acids. Gene Ontology annotation, molecular function: neuropeptide receptor activity. NCBI's taxonomy places the organism in Eukaryota, Metazoa, Mollusca, Bivalvia, Myida, Myidae. The transcript is spliced from 4 exons.
AUGAAUGCAGGGUUAUGGUUAUACUUGACUGUUUUAAGUGUCUUUGUGGUUUUUGCGAUUUUUAGCAACGCAUUAGUGAUAUACUGUGUGGUCCGCUUCAAGAAGCUGCGGAGCGUUACUAACGCGCUGAUAUGUAAUCUGGCUGUGAGCGACAUUCUCCUCGCUGGUUUUGUGAUGCCACAACGCCUGCAUGACAUCACGCACGUGGAAGAUUUUUUUGAAGGGGAUGUUUUGUGCAAGAUGGUCAACUUCACUCCUGUUUUAAUUAUUACCACAUCCAUCUACACGCUAGUGUGCGUAUCUUUUGAGAGAAAAAGGGCGAUUCAAGAGACACAUAAGCAGCAGAUGACGUUUGCCGCUCUGUACAAAAUCGUCCCUUCCCUGUGGCUGUUCGGUCUCCUCAUAUCACUUCCUACACUUCUUGAGUACCGGGUGAACCACAUCUUAGUUGACGAAGGGAACAGUACACGGAUUGGGUUAUCCUGUGACAGUUCACAUAUGGAGUUUAGUUAUUCAAUGACGAAUGCGAUAUUUUUAGUCACGGUAGCUUACAUUGUCCCUGUAAUCAUUAUGUUUAAGAAUUAUAUAGAAGUGGCAAAUUUUGUAUGGAAGAAAAGCAAACAGAUUCAGGCAGCCACGAGAGCCGGAAAGGUGCACUACCAGCUGUUUCAGCACAGAAUCAAAGUCGUGAAAUUGUUGGUCGUCGUUGCAACGAUAUUUGCGUUGUCAUGGCUACCAUUCUUCAUUACGCUUCUAUACGCGAAAAUCACGAACAACGACUCGAGCGCAGACGCAAGCGGUUUCCUCAACCUGUUUCUGCUCGCCAUGGCGACGUUCAGCACGGCAUACAACGUCAUCCUUUAUAUUGUGUACAACCCGAGCUUCAACAAGGCGAUCAAACAGGUGUUCCAUAUCCGAUCAGGGGUGAGCCCAGAAUUAAACAACAUGGCUACGGUACAGGGAACAAGAUCUGAACCCAUGCCAGAAAACUCUCGUGUGGAUGAGGGUCAAGGAAAGGGCGUACAUAUAGCUCACAAAAACUCCGGCGAGGAUUGUUAA